Messenger RNA from Branchiostoma floridae (Florida lancelet), 1411 nucleotides. RefSeq names its product spore coat protein SP65-like. The record is from RefSeq and is a predicted model, not a curated record. NCBI's taxonomy places the organism in Eukaryota, Metazoa, Chordata, Leptocardii, Amphioxiformes, Branchiostomatidae. Gene Ontology annotation, molecular function: ice binding.
CGGUGGCCGCUGGAGUGGAUGCAGCUUCAACAGUUGCGGCCACGACUGCUGCAGGUGCAGCAACGACUGCUGCAGCUGCAGCCACGACUGCUGCAGCAGGCGCAGCGACUACAGCAGCUGCAGGUGCAGCGACUACAGCGGCUGCAGGUGCAGCUACAACUGCCGCAGCUGGAACAGGAGCCAACAAUGCUGCUACGACAGCUGGAGCUGGUGCCACGACCGCUCAGACACCAGUGUCCUGCCUGUCCUGUAACGAAACACACGCGGGCUGUGAGAAUGCGACGGACGCCUACAACAACACCAUCACGUGCACAGGGGGAUGCUGGGUGUACCGUGAAGAGACCAGCAGUAACGCCGUGACGUACUCCCGGGGGUGUGGAAGAAGCGACACAAGCGACACAGCCUGUCAAACCGAGCACCAGAGCGAACGCUGUAUGACCGUCUCCGGCGUUAACGUCUGUCGUCGCUGUUGUACUGCGGCAAACUGUAACCACGCGGCCCUCAUGCUGACUGGGAAGGCGACGGCGGCACACGUCAGCUUCGGCGUUCUCAUGGCGUCACUCGUCAUGGUCGUGUUCGCACGGGAGUCUGCCUAGCGUCAUGCGACGUCAUACCAACCGUGAAGACGUCACAUCAUAUGUGACAUCGUCAUACAUAUAUGUCUGAAUAGGAAUUAGUAAUUUAAAUUGACGACUGUUCUAGAAAGCUGACGAGGGCUGGGAUGACCCUUUUUUUUACAGAGAGGGUGGCUUAUAGAAAAAUAAUGAUUAUUUUAUUCCUAUCAGAUUUUAUCUAAACAGCGCAAUGCAACAGAAAGACAUGAUAUGAUCAGCAAUGUACAUAUAUACCUCUAAUAUCCCCUCGGCACACAUCUGAACUGAGCUGCUGUAAGUGUGCUGUAGGUAUAGAAAAUGUGUAAGAUGAUUUGAAUUUCAAUGUUUGACGAAAGUUUGAAUUGCUAACAUGUAACCCUGUCCGGGGAUAGUAUAUGUUACAUGUUCUGACUUCCAGAGAAGUCUAUUUUAUAUGUUCAUACUGUACACAUAGCAGGCCUUGUGACAGGUGACGGGAUGAAUCGACAUUGCUUUGUACUCAUUCAACGGAGAAGACUAAACCCUAGACUAGUACGUUACACCUGUCCGUACUUUCAAAAGAGUACGCGAAAGAGUUAUCACACUAGGAUUGUGCAGUACAAAACAACUUGGCCUUUCGUUAAUUAACUUAAGCAUGUUGUUGCCACAGUAUUACCUGACGACCAAAUAGUGUCAUGAAAAGUAAAACUCCUGAAAACGACAUUUCUCUGAUACAAGGCAUACGAUGACGUCACAUUGAAGGUUGAUAUUUGCUGUACAUGUACAUAGGGUGGACUGACAAUAAAGAAAUAUAUUAUGUUAAUGUGUGUUUGACAGCU